AUGGCUCAUAAUACUAGUCUCGUCAUAGUUCUACUUCACAUAUUUGCUUUGUCAUUUCUGAACAUUCUUGUAAUAGGCAAUGGUUUCGAGAGUGGUGAGAUCAGCUGCUUGAGGUCCAUUAAAGAGUCACUAGAAGACCCUUACAACAAAUUCAAACAUUCAUGGAACUUCGGCAACACCAUGAUUGGUUUCAUCUGUAAAUUUGCUGGGGUCGGUUGCUGGAAUGAUGUAGAAAACAGGGUUUAUUCUAUCGAACUCAGUAACAUGAGGCUCAAGGGCCAGUUCCCUCGGGGAAUCCGUAACUGCUCAAAUUUGGGCAUUCUAGACCUCUCAGGGAACGACCUUACAGGCACCAUACCAUCUGAGAGAUUCUGGCUCAUGUUUCUGACAGUCCUCGAUCUCUCCUUCAACAAUUUUUCGGGUGAAAUCCCGAAGAGCAUAGUGAAUUGCACUUAUUUGCAUGUCCUUCGACUUGACAACAACCAGCUAACAGGACUUAUUCCUCCAGAACUUGUCCUGCUAUAUAGGAUAAAAAACUUCAGUGUUGCUAACAAUCGGUUGUCAGGGCCGGUGCCUAUGUUUUACAACCUUACCUUUCCUGCAGAAAGCUAUGCAAACAAUCCGGGACUUUGUGGGGCUCCAUUGGACCCAUGCAUGGCUGCUCCUGCGAAGUUUCAUGUUCUCUUCAAACAAGGAUUUUUGGUAGGCUGGGUUUUCUCUACGGUGUCGGUAGUGGUGGUUAUAUUUCUUUAUACUCCCUGGGUGCCUUUACUGAAUGCGACAACCAAGAACAACAAAAGAAUGAAAGAAGCAAUUGAUGGAAGCCAAGGCUCCGCAACAACCGAAAGAAGCAAGAACGUAAAGAUUUCUCAAUUGGAGGGAAUGAUUACUAGAAUGAGCUUUACAGAACUUAGAGAGGCAACUGGCAACUUCAACACACAUAAUUUCAUUGGGUUGGGAAAGAUUGGGAUAAUGUACAAGGCAGUGCUUCCAAAUGGUUGGCCACUUGCAGUUAAGAGGUUCUAUGAAUCUCCAUCUUUUGAAAAGCAAUUUGUAUCUGAGCUAUUUGCUCUUGGUAGAUUGAGACACAAUAACCUAGUUCCCCUCUUGGGGUACUGCAAAGAAAGGAAGGAAAAGCUUUUGGUGUACAAAUAUAUAUUGAAUGGUAACCUUUAUGAUUGGCUACAUGUAAUGGAGGGCAAUGAUAAGAUCUUGGAGUGGCAUUUGAGGAUUAAAAUUGCAAUUGGGAUAGCAAGAGGCCUAGCAUGGCUUCACCAUAAGUGCGAUUUUCGUGUAGUCCAUCUUAACUUGAGUUCUACAUCUAUCUUACUAGAUAAGAAUUUUGAGCCCAAGAUAUCAAAUUUUGGAGGGGCAAAAAUAUCAAGUUCUGAUGGGGCCUUGUUCUUGGAUUCUAUUGACAUUGACUCAAGCAAUAGCUCUUUUGUAGACAGUGGAGUUUGGGAGUUGGGUUUUGUUAAAAAGGAUGUGUAUGACUUUGGAAUUUUACUGCUUGAGCUAAUUAUAGGAAAGGAACCCAUUGAAAUCAAUAAUUAUUCGAAAAGUUCGAAUGGGAGUUUGCUUGACUGGAUUACUCAUCUUUUGACUAGUUCUUCUAAUCUCUACAGUGUCAUUGAUAAAUCUUUGAUUGGCCGAGGGUUUGAUGGUGAAAUCUUUCAGUUACUUAGAAUUGCAUGUAUGUGCCUGAACCCUUUUCCUGGUCGAAGGCCUACAAUGCUUGAAUUAUACACUAAAAUUAGUAUUUUGGGGGAGAGACAUGGCAUCACAAAUGACACUAAGAUAUUGAGUCAAUUUGAAAUUGCUACUCCAAGUACCUCAAAUGAAAUUGUUGAGGUAGAAAUUACGUAGACCAACUGAAGUAUGAUAUGCAAAUUGUAACUACUGUAUUGAGAAAAAUAUGUAACAUUUUAAUUUGCUGCGGUCCGGAUGUUGUUAACUUGGGCUCGUAUGCUUGCUGUAAUCUUUUUUUGUUGUAAAAAAAGCAAAUAACUAUAAGUUGUAUUGAAUCUAUAUAUAAUGGCAAAUAAAGUCAUAUAUAUGCAUCAGA
Messenger RNA from Quercus robur (English oak), 2065 nucleotides. RefSeq names its product probably inactive leucine-rich repeat receptor-like protein kinase At5g48380. The transcript has 2 exons. Gene Ontology annotation, molecular function: ATP binding; protein kinase activity; protein binding. Bases 1 to 1866 code for a protein of 621 amino acids. The record is from RefSeq and is a predicted model, not a curated record. Gene Ontology annotation, biological process: protein phosphorylation. Lineage: Eukaryota; Viridiplantae; Streptophyta; Magnoliopsida; Fagales; Fagaceae.